AUGUUUUCUAAAGUUUUGAUCAUUGCUGUGUUGGUUGCCUGCGCUGUGGCCCACAAAGCUACUUCGUAUGCUUCCUUCAAUAACCACGUCCAACAUGGCGGACAUGGAGGUCACCACGAAGAGCAUUAUCCUCAUCAUCAUCCCAAGUAUGAGUACAAGUACGGCGUGGAGGAUCAUCACACUCACGAUAUGAAAUCAGCGGAGGAGCAACGUGAUGGCGAUGUUGUCAAAGGAUGGUAUAAACUCGCACAGCCAGAUGGCAGGACCCGCAUUGUUCAUUACACCUCCGAUAAACACAAUGGAUUCAACGCUGAUGUGCAAUAUUCCGGACAUGCUGAACACCCAGCUCCCAAACACCAUUAUUAA
Dalotia coriaria is the source of this 366-nucleotide messenger RNA. Its product is annotated as cuticle protein 19-like. The record is from RefSeq and is a predicted model, not a curated record. Lineage: Eukaryota; Metazoa; Arthropoda; Insecta; Coleoptera; Staphylinidae. Gene Ontology annotation, cellular component: extracellular matrix. Bases 1 to 366 code for a protein of 121 amino acids. The transcript has a single exon.